AUGUACUUCGGCGAAGUCGUGUUCGCAAUCAGCGGUGCAUUGACGGCGGCUCGCUACAAGAUGGACGUGCUGGGGUUCGUUCUGAUCGGCACGAUCACGGGGAUUGGUGGGGGAACGCUUCGCGACUUGCUGCUCGAUCGCCCGGUCUGGUGGACGCAUGACCCGACCGAACUGAUCUUGUGCAUGGUCACGUCGCUGAUCACGUUCUUCUUUAUCACCAAAGACAUCACGCGGCAUCAAGCCAUGGUCUGGUCCGACGCGCUGGGGCUGUCGGUCUUCGGCGUCGUCGGUUGCUACAUCGCCAUGCAGCAUGGCUCGUCAUUCAUCAUUGCGGUGUUCAUGGGAAUGGUUACCGCCACGGGAGGCGGCGUCCUUCGCGACGUGCUGACGAACACCGAGCCCAUGAUC
Messenger RNA from Symbiodinium sp. CCMP2456, 408 nucleotides. The record is from the annotation of a GenBank genome assembly. Lineage: Eukaryota; Dinophyceae; Suessiales; Symbiodiniaceae.